GCGCGCAGCUCCAUUUAACCGGCGAACAGCGCGAGCGCCACAGAUUUGCUUCAUCGCUGAUAAGCGCUCGCGCUCAAGGAUACAGAGAAGAAAAAGAAGAAGAAGAAGAAGCGGAAGCAGAAGCAGAAGAAACCUGAACAGGAUAAAUCAGAAAAAAUACUUCUUCUCACAAACAUUAACUACUCUGGGAUUCCAGCACGUACAGGAAAUUGCCUCGAGGUAUUCUGGCUCUGGUCAGGUCUUUGAAUUCAUAAGUAGUGAAAAAUAGCAGCCUGAACAUUUUAUUUUAGUUUCUUUUACUAAAAACAACAACAAUACCUGAGGACCAACGAGUUGAAGUCUUGCCUGAGCAAGUUUUGACACGCCACAAUGGACCGGGAAAAGAAAGUGACCUUCCAGCUGUUGCUGGCUGUGGGAACAGCUGUGAUCGGCUCUCUUCAGUUUGGUUACAACACAGGUGUCAUCAACGCACCUCAGAAGAUCAUCGAGCGCUUCUACAAUGAGACGUGGUUUGACCGAUAUAAUGAGCCCAUACCUGAAACAUCCCUCACGUCACUGUGGUCUUUCUCAGUGGCCAUCUUCUCUGUGGGUGGAAUCUUUGGCUCCUUCUCCGUGGGUCUCUUUGUCAAUCGCUUUGGAAGGAAGAACUCGAUGCUCAUGGUGAAUGUGCUAGCCUUCAUCUCAGCAGCACUGAUGGGCUUCUCGAAAAUGGCAGCCUCAUGGGAGAUGUUGAUCAUUGGCCGUUUCGUGGUGGGGCUUUACUCUGGUCUUUCCACCGGGUUUGUACCCAUGUACGUGGGUGAAGUGGCACCCACUGCCCUCCGAGGAGCCUUGGGAACUCUGCAUCAACUUGGCGUUGUUGUAGGCAUCCUUAUAGCGCAGGUGUUUGGUCUGGACGUGAUCAUGGGCACCGCGGCCCUGUGGCCCUUACUGUUAGGCUUUACCUUCGUCCCAGCACUGCUGCAGUGUUUCCUGUUACCCCUCUGCCCCGAGAGUCCUCGCUAUCUUCUCAUCAACUGCAAUGAAGAGAACAAAGCCAGAUCAGUAUUGAAAAAGCUGCGUGGGACGACAGAUGUGAGUUCAGACAUGCAGGAGAUGAAGGAGGAGAGCAGGCAAAUGAUGAGGGAGAAGAAAGUGACCAUCCUAGAGCUGUUCCGCUCCCCAAUCUACCGGCAGCCUUUAAUCGUCGCCAUCGUACUGCAGCUGUCACAGCAACUGUCUGGCAUCAACGCUGUCUUCUACUUUUCCACGAGCAUCUUUGAGACAGCUGGUGUGGCACAGCCUGUGUAUGCCACCAUCGGAGCUGGAGUUGUUAACACAGCGUUCACUGUGGUGUCGCUGUUUUUAGUGGAGAGAGCUGGCCGCAGGUCACUGCACCUAACAGGACUGAUGGGUAUGGCGGUGUCUGCAGUCCUGAUGACGAUUGCCCAAGCAGUGCAGGUUCAAGUCCCAUGGAUGUCGUACAUGAGCAUCGUUGCUAUUUUUGCCUUUGUGGCAUUCUUUGAAAUUGGACCAGGCCCCAUCCCUUGGUUCAUUGUAGCUGAGCUGUUCAGUCAAGGCCCUCGGCCUUCUGCCAUCGCCGUGGCUGGUUUCUGCAACUGGACGGCCAACUUCAUAGUGGGAAUGUGCUUUCAGUAUGUGGCGAGCCUCUGUGGUGCAUACGUCUUUAUCAUCUUUACCGUCCUCUUACUGGUUUUCUUCAUAUUCACGUACUUCAAAGUUCCGGAGACAAGAGGCCGGACAUUUGAGGAGAUUUCUGCCGGUUUCUCCCAGCGACCUGCAACACGAGAAAUAGAGAAGGCAUCACCUGAAGAGCUGAACAGCCUGGGGGCAGACUCUGAGCUCUGAACCCUACCUCCUUCAUUCCCCUAACGCUCCUUAACACAACUACUGAGAGAGGAACUGGCUGGAAAACCUUUCUCUCUCUGCUGAAACCCAGACUGUUCCAUGCCUCUGUUCUAACUUUUCCAUGCGUGUGUACAUAGGUGACGCGAGGCGGGAAUGCUGUAUUUAGAGAUUUCCAGCAUUGUUUUAUAUGUACAUGAGAAAAUAUUUUACGUUUUUAACAUUUGUAUCUGUUACCUUAUCUGUAUUUCAGACAGAUUUAUUUUUAUAACGAUCAUUCCUGUUGUCCACCAGCAUACUUUUAUCAAGACCGAAAAACGUGGCCUUAAUCGCUUCUAGUUGGCGUACUGAAUUCCCAAACAAAAACCCAAAGCAGUAUGAAUGAUGAACGGAUGUCGAAUCAGCUAAUGAGAGGAUAGAAUAGGGAAAAGCUUUCAAGUGUUGUGUUCUGUGGUCCUUAUGGAAUCUCCUUUUCCAGACUUCAUCCCUUCCUGUCAUUUCUGGAAUAUCAAAUAGAGAUUAUAUUUAUUUUACAGACGAUUUUAUAAAAUGGUUCAGGGUGUGAUCCUGAGCUCCGUUGAGUGUGUAGGUUCUCCAGUUUCCUUCCACCUCUUAAACACUUGGCGUGUGUGUGUGUGUGUGUGUGUUAUGGGGUUUUCAGGAUAAGCUCCGGAUCCACCACACCCCUCAACUGUAUAAGCAGUUAUGGACAAUAAAAGUUUAGUCCUAUGUAUUUUAUAAUUACGAAUGUAUUUACGUUUUUAAAGGAGCUUUGAAUUACAAUCUUCUGAAACAAAUCUGAGUUGCACUGCUCCUUAUCAUGUAUGAAAAUGUGACUAUGCCAUUACUGUACAGCACAUAUACUGUACACAUCGAUUCAUCACCAUAAAGAUAUUCUAAAAGAAACCAGCAUGUCGACAGCUUUAUAAUUACUGUUUUAUGGUUUAAAAUGUUUUUAAAAGAUAGACUUUUAGUCUUGAUUUAGAUGGGAGUCUGAGACCUUCCUGAAGCUCUCUUGAUCACUCACGUCUCGUCUGAUCUUAACCACAGCUAACACAGUGUGGUUCGUUAAUGUGAGUUUGUUAUAAACUCACACUAACGCUCUUCUGGAUAAGAGCAUGUGCUAAAUGUCUGUGAUGUAAGAAAGUAAGACGCAUUCUGAUGAAGAAAGACUGAAAUAUUCAUGUUUUGCACACUUACCAAUUCUUGUAAACUAUUUUUCAUGCGUAUGAGUUUAGGCAUGAAAAAUCAGACUCUUGCGUUCUUCAAGUCAGAGCUUGUAUGGCCAGUUUGAACAGCACAUAGCAUGUGUGUCAGAGUGUUGAGGGCUUUCAGGCUAAUUGGCAAAAGCAUUCCAGAAAUUGUGUGUGUGUGUGUCUUGUUGCAUAUGUAAAGCACUGUAUCACAGCAGAAUAUCAGGGGUUGGCUCAGAGGAUGUACUUAGUCUAUAACAAUGUUUUAUGACCUCUUUGUACCUAAAGAACUGUGUGCGUAAUGAACACGGUGAACUGAUCAUAUCAUAAGAGUGAGCUUAUCAUUGCCUUAACACAGUAAGUGGCCAUGACAAUAUGUAUAAAGAAAAACUGCUUUGUUGUUUCCCAAGCCUUAUAUGUUUUGUUUUUGUUGGAAGAUUUUUUUUCCCAAAUAAUACUGAAACUGAAUUUUUGACUAGACUGUAAUGCUGUAAUACUGUAAAGAUAGUCUGAAGUGUUAACUUGUAUAGUUUCACUGGUAAAUACUGUAUUUAUUAGUUUCCUAAUUUAUUUAGUUUUUAGUGUCUUAUAGUAUCAAUAAAAUGUUUAAAAAAACUUC
Molecule: messenger RNA, 3657 nt
Organism: Neoarius graeffei (lesser salmon catfish)
Lineage: Eukaryota; Metazoa; Chordata; Actinopteri; Siluriformes; Ariidae
Gene: slc2a1b
Product: solute carrier family 2 member 1b
Exons: 10
Coding region: 370-1848 (492 amino acids)
Biological process (GO): monosaccharide transmembrane transport; response to insulin
Cellular component (GO): basolateral plasma membrane; apical plasma membrane
Molecular function (GO): hexose transmembrane transporter activity
Source: RefSeq, a predicted model, not a curated record